This is a messenger RNA of Amyelois transitella, 7970 nucleotides long. RefSeq names its product IQ motif and SEC7 domain-containing protein 2 (gene siz). The record is from RefSeq and is a predicted model, not a curated record. Bases 472 to 3600 code for a protein of 1042 amino acids. The transcript has 23 exons. Gene Ontology annotation, molecular function: guanyl-nucleotide exchange factor activity. NCBI's taxonomy places the organism in Eukaryota, Metazoa, Arthropoda, Insecta, Lepidoptera, Pyralidae. Gene Ontology annotation, biological process: actin cytoskeleton organization; regulation of ARF protein signal transduction.
GUCAAAGUGGCAGUCUGUUGCCGAUUUUGAGGCAGUUUGGUAAACAUGUCAGUUGGUUCGCGAAGUGGAUUUGUCUUGGAAUACUAUGAAGUGUGUUUUGUCUUAAAUCGUGACUGAAAUAUGUAAUAAAUCUAAAAUAUAACAGCUGGAAAUUCAAGUGCAGUGUUAGUUUGUGAUUUUUGGUGGACAGUUUCUGUGUAAAAUUGUGAUUCAAGGCAGUAACAUCGCUGCGAUAAAUUUCAAGUUCGCCGGCUUAUCAUGUUGUGGCAAUGGUCGUAACUUCUACACGAUGCCGACGGUGUAGUAUGUACGAGGGAUUAGUGAAACGCUGAAAUAAAAUCGUGUUGCGAAGAGUUAAGCUCACAUUCCUAUUUAAAAUUGUGCAGUUCGAAAUUUAAAAUGCGCGAGCGUGAUUGGUCACCUCGCUGUGUGUUUAGUGAUGUGCAGUGUUAGUUAUCGAUAGUCGUCAAUAUGGCGACGAUGGAUCUCACCAACGAGGUGAUCCGACUGAGGGCGGAACUGGAGAAGGUGGCAGCUGAGCGGGAUAUGCUUCUAUGCGAGGUGUCCAACUUGCGACGAGAGUUGGAACUCAGCCAGUUGAAUAACUUACAGGAUGACAGCUUCUCACAGAAAGUGGACGAGGAGGACGGCGGCGGCGGGGUGGCCCUUCACCCACCCGACGGCUUCUACUCCCACAGCCACUCCAUCCACAGCGGCCACCAUGCCCACCACGCUGAACCAGACCGUGGAUACAUGGAGGGCAACAGAUACGUCACGGCUGUGCAUCGACCAAUGCCUGCAUUAAACCACUCUAAUUCGUCAUGCUCAUCAGCUUCCAACGCGUCGUCGGUGGUGUGCGCGGGCGCAGCCGAACCCGCACCGCCGCUGUACAUUGCGGCCCCGCCAGAGGGUUUCGGCCUCGCUGUUCAUACAAACAGGCGUGGGACAGACGUCUCCAUCAUUGGGACCACAGGGAUUACUCAAAAAGAACAGAGUUUACCCCAAAAAAGGGGUAAAUUGACGAGAGGCCGUUAUGAAAUGUCCCAAGACUUACUGGACAAGCAAGUUGAGAUCCUAGAGAGGAGGUACGGAGGCUUGAGGGCUCGGAGGGCGGCGGUCACCAUCCAACGGGCGUUCAGGAGGCGACAGCUGUUGAAGAAGUUUAGUGCCAUCACCGCCAUGGCGAAGGCGGCCGAUUCCACCAACAGGAGGAUGCAGGACGGGUCUGAUCAUGGCCAACUAGUCAAUGGUACGGAUAUCUACGCAAACACAAAAAUGCAGAAGAGCCCCGCUGGUCAGGAGAAGAUGAUGGCUCUCACCAGACCAAUGCGGUCCAUGUCGCUGCGAGAGAGACAUGAUAUGGACAUAAGCAAUCACCUACAAUUGGACGCUCAAAACGACGUGGAAGCCAUGGUGGCCAGGGUCCAGCAUUCGGCCCAUCAGAUCCACAUGAUUGCCCAGGACAUGCCCCAUCUCCAUCGCGGCGAUGCUGAUAGUGGGGUGUGCGGCUGCUCUGUCAGCGGGUCCGUGACCAACAUAUCGACGUCCUCUUCGCACAAUGAAUCUCUACAUAACCAUCAGUUGCUGAACAAUACAGGUCCAAUCUACGGCAACCUCUUGUCUUCGGGCGGGAAACCCAUAUCGUCUCCUACGGCGAGGCAGCAGCAGCAACUGGCCGCCAUACAGGCCGCCAACGCCAGGAGACUUCCACCAGAAGUACCCAAGAGAACCAGUUCUAUUACACUUAACGCGGAAAGCCCAGUGUCCCUCCGCCGGGCGGAAUGCGGGGGUGCGGUGGUGCGCGGGGGGUCAAUGUCUUCAGUGCAGUCGUCAUCGUCUUCCUCGUCACAGGAACACCGCCACCAUUACCACCAGCCUUAUCAGCCGAGAGCUCCGGAGCCUCACGUGCACAUAGCGGAGCAGCACUUCCAGCACCAGCGCUCGGCGUCGGGCCCCGCGCUGGAGGGCGCCGAGCGCUACGCCGUGUGGAAGCGGCAGGACGCGCCGCCCUACUACGACGCCUGCUGCCAGCCGCGCCACGACCACGUCCAGAUCCAGCAGCCGCCCAAGGUAUCAGAAACGGUGCGCAAGCGUCAAUACCGCGUCGGCCUGAACCUCUUCAACAAGAAGCCUGAGCGAGGCAUCGCUUACCUGAUCUCGCGAGGGUUCCUGGAGAAUUCCCCGCGAGGUGUCGCCAGGUUCCUCAUCACGAGGAAGGGCCUGAGCAAGCAGAUGAUAGGGGAAUAUCUGGGGAAUCUGCAGAACCCCUUCAAUAUGGCUGUUUUGGAGUGUUUCGUGAACGAGCUGGACCUCUCCGGCAUGGCUGUGGACGUGGCGCUCCGCCGGUACCAGGCGCACUUCCGGCUGCCGGGCGAAGCGCAGAAGAUAGAGAGAUUGGUCGAGGCCUUCGCGAGGCGAUACUGCGUGUGUAACACAGACUUCGUGCAGAGACUUCGCACGCAAGAUACGAUAUUCGUGCUGGCGUUCGCCAUAAUAAUGUUGAACACCGACCUCCACACUCCCAACUUGAAGCCCGAGGCGCGGAUGUCUCUCGACGAUUUCGUACGCAACCUCCGCGGUAUAGACGACUGCGGUGACAUAGACCGGGAUAUGCUGGCCGGCAUAUACGAGAGGGUCAAGUCCAGCGAGUUUAGACCCGGCAGCGACCAUGUUACUCAGGUGAUGAAAGUCCAGGCCACAAUAGUGGGUAAGAAGCCCCACUUGGCUCUACCACACAGAAGGCUGGUCUGUUACUGUCGUCUCUAUGAAAUACCCGACAUACACAAGAAGGAGAGGCCUGGAGUACAUCAGAGAGAGGUGUUCCUCUUCAACGACCUGCUGGUGAUCACGAAGAUCUUCAGCAAGAAGAAGUCCUCUGUCACGUACACGUUCCGGCAGUCGUUCCCGCUGUGCGGCAUGUCGGUCAACUUGUUCGCCGUGCCACAUUAUCCAUUCGGCAUUCGUCUCUCGCGCCGCGUGGACGGCCGCCGCCUGGCGACCUUCAACGCUCGCAACGAGCACGACCGCUGCAAGUUCGCGGAGGACCUGCGCGAGAGCAUCGCCGAAAUGGACGAGAUGGAGGCCAUGAGGAUCGAGGGGGAACUUAACAGGGGCAAGGGGAGGGGCACAGGGAAUAAUAGGGGAGUGAUGGAGAAUAGAGACAGCGGUGUGGCUGACGUGGAGAUUGACCAUCAGCAGUGCAUGGACCACGUGCAUAUGCAUGGCGUGGUGGUGCCCCCGCCGCCGUCGUGCCCGGCACCGGCGGCCCCGCCGCGGCCGGCGCACCACCCGCCGCCCACCACCAUCAUCAAGCGGAACGUGCUCUCCAACUCGCUCGUCGACAUCAACGAUCCUGUGGCAUUAGCAGCUGAACGCCUACAGCGGCGAGGAUCAGUGGGCUCCCUGGACAGCGGGAUGUCGGUGUCCUUCCAGCAAGGGAGCCGCAACGCUCUGCACGCCACUUCACCCAGACACCCCACAGACCAGCGGUCACCAGGUCGUCUCUUCGGCGGAAUUUUCCCAGGACGUAUCAGAAAAUUGAGCGCCUCCGGAGUACCGGAUACGAAGCACGGACAAGUCGGAAAGAGCACAGAGGUUUAAACCAAAUUGGCUAACCGGAGUAUUGAUUAAUCCUUACCGGGAAAAACCUUUAUUUUCCAAGAAAAUCUAUUUGAACGACACAUGAUAAAUUGUUAUUUUAAAUCUUGUUGUGUAUGAAUGUGCAUUACCUGUUGCACUGAACAGAAAAUUUGUCAAAAUGUAAUUUCUUGAUAUCUAACUUAAAUCAAGUCAUUCAACUGAAUAAAUGAAUUGUCAGAAAAUAUUAUCAUUGAAAUAUGGUCAUGUGCAAAAUCUGUCAGAAUGACGUUCUCAUUUCUUGAUUAAAUCAUAAUAACUUAUUCAAAUGAAUGAACGAAAUGUAUGAAUUGUGAAAGGUUUCACUCAAGUAUCGAAAUGUGGGUCCAUGUUUGGGAGUAGACAUUUGUUAGAACGGUGUGGGUUACGAAUUAGCGAAUGAAAGAUUUGAUAUUCCAUUUUCAAAAGUAGUUCUUGUUAUCAUUCAAAUAGAGUUUGAACUUGAAUGGCUGAUUGACGUACUUACGACGUCUGUUAUGAAUUCUAUAUAUGAAUGUCUGGAAAUAUGUUUUUGAUAAAAAUUAUUUUUUAUUAUUAUACGACGGUUAAGGUCUGAAUACACGAACAUAAAAGAUUUAAAAAGUUAGAUGAUUUGUAUGAUUAUGCCUUUUUAGGCAUCUAUUUAUUGUCUUUAAAAUGUCUUUAUUUUACUUAUUCUUAUCACCUGGUAUAUAUUUAAUUACUAGCAAAAACACUUAUGGCUUUGUUACAUAAAUUCAUAGAACAACUUUAACUUUGGGUCGGUGUUCGGAUCUUUACUGGGUAAAAAUAAAUAUUUUAACAGGCUAAUAUAUAUAUAGGUAUAUUUGCCCAAAAUAUAGGGAUUUUGAAGUAAUCAUAUAACUUUGAUUUGAUGCUGAAUUGACUUAGAGAAAAGGGAAAGGACUGUAAUAAAAAAAUGAUUAUGGAAGGUUUAAAAAUACAUGAUUAUGACGAUUUAGUUGCACGUUACCAGAUGCCACGAAGUAUUAAAUUUCUUUAUUAUAGAGGAAUUAAUAAAUUUUAUCUUAGCGUUCGUGGAUUCGUAUUUUCUUUAGAAUAAUUGUACAUACGUUUCAGAUAGAUUCCAUAGGGAGCAACAGUAGGAUCACAUUUAUUUUUCAAGCACAAAAGCAAUAAAAAUUUCUAUAGUAACAAUUACAUCACAGUAAUAAAUAUAAAAUAUAUUUAAUGAAUACGAAUUUAUUCACUAUUGUUGAUGAAUUUUAUUAGCUUUAUAGGUCAUUUGAAGAGUUUUAAAAUAGGCUAGUUCACUCCUUCGAGUUGAAAAUCUCGAAAUUCGUUAAAGUAGGCGUCUAGUCUUUUGGUGCAUUUGUCCAAAUAAUAAAAUAUAUAGUCUAUAUAAGAAUCUUCCUUGUCCUAUUCAUUUCCGACUGAUAAAGGCUGCUUUUCGAUCUAUAUAUGACGUUUGUUUUGUCUAUCUGUUCGUAUUGUCAAUGUUACCGCUCUUUUCCCUUGUAUUACCAUGAUGUAUACCUAUGAAUAGUUAUAAGUAUUUAUAAUUACGAUGACGGCCGAUCUGUGAGCUAUUUUUUUCGGAAACCACAAGAAAACCGGCAGGAAUAUGAAAAUUAUCGGAUUCCUUUGUCUUUGGGAGUAUACCUAAUGAAGUAUUUGUUAAAAUGGGCAUUAAUAUUAUCGACUACUAGGAAAAUAUCGCGCAUAUUUGUUUUAUAUGGCGCCAUAAGUCGCAAGACAUACCGCCCACGAGCGAGCGAGCAAUGCAAGCGAGGCAAAGAAAGCUGCGUCAGCUGUCAGCUGCGAAAUAACUUUUAUAAGUAGAUUAAUUUUAACAAAAUUAUUUAAAAAAUAGUUUGAAAAGAAGUGAAAAAUGAUCGCUCGCUCGCUUACAUGUAUAGUCAACGGCAGAGAAACGUGACCGAUCAUACAAACUAUGAGUUCGGUUUUUUGCAGAUGACUGUAUACCUACCUAACUAUAGAUUUGUCCAUUUUGUCCCUGUACAAAUCGCGGUCGGCCAAAAGUGUUGACUAAUUAAAAUUUAACUAACUACUUAACUGUUGACUUUUUACCGGUUAGUAGGCUUGUUGUUUCUACUGUUUGAUACGUGGGUAGAUAGAUAAGAAAUAAACCGUCUAUUGAGAAUGGUUUCCUGACUUUCCUCUUACACUAAAGAAGCUGAUUUCGAAGACUUUAUUUUCGUCUUAACUUAAUAAAGAUUAUUUCGAAGAAUAAUUUUUUUUUCUUUACUAAGAUAUUGUCGAAGAAUUCUACGAAGAUUUGUUAUAAUUAAUUGAAAUUAAUUAGAUGAAUUAUUCAAAGUGGAAUAUAAUUGUACCCAAAGAUGAUGUAAUCAAUUGUACCUUUUAUCAUAUUCUUUCUUAUAUUCAAAAUACAAGAUUUCUUUCCUGUUACUGAAUCUCCAUUUCUAUAAAUGUUAUAUAUGAAGAUAAUCUUCAUGAAAUGCAGUACAUUCGAUCACGAAUGUAAUUAUUUCAAAUGUGUCGUCUCUUUUUCUUUUCAAAGUAAAAUUAAGAAGGUAUGUACUAAAAAUCGUCUAUGCUUAUAAAAAAUUGUAAUGCAUGACAAAAGGAAGGAAUUGAUAAACGUUUUUCGUUGUAUUUAAGCCCUUUUAUUAUAUGGUGUGAUAAGGUCGAUAUUACGUAAUUAUGGUAAUGGGCUGGUGGUUUUUCCCUUUUUUUAUUGAAUUAUAAACUAAAUAAUUAAUGAUUUCGGUUAAUUAAGGUGAUUCAUCCAACCUGGGUAAGGUUUUCCUGAUAACAAGGUCAUGGAGGUCAGACUGGGGUCGCUUCAUGUAUAAUCAAUUGCGGAGAAACUUGACCCAUGGUCUUCGAAAAACCGGCCGAUGUUUAUUCCCGGGUCGUGUGUAAAUUUUUUCUCGGGCGUAUUUCAAGCGGGAUGCGUCGAUAUUCUCUAGGAAUAUAAUUUUGUGAUAGUUUUGACGUGUUCCGAUUAAUAUAAAACGUAAACCAGUUUUAAAUACGUAGUACUACUAUCUUGAGUCGCGUGCAUUGCUUAAUUUUCAUUCAACAAAGUUUUGAUUUGGAAAUAAAAUCUCCAUAUCGCGUCUUAUAAAUUUUUUUGCACUUAAGAACAUAAAGUGAGAAAUUCAUGUUUUUUUUUUUUACUUUAAAACCAAUCAGAAAUAGACAAUGUGACCUAUCUUCUUUUGCGAAAUUGUAUUGAAAUCCAUGUAAUGUAAUGUUAUGUCUGCCAUCAUAUGUUCAAAAAUAUAUGGAGUCCAUAGAACACUAUCUUACCGAUAACCAUACUACUUAUGAGAAAUGAAUUGUUAAACAUUUUUAAUUUUAAGUUUGUACAUUAUAAUUUAGGUAUCAUAAGAGUAUAAAAUGCAUUAAAUAUAUUAAUCGGAGCUCGUCAGUUAUGUUUGUGUGUAAUGCUUUUGUAAAUUUCGCUUGAAACCAAAGAUGUAAUUUUUUGUGUUCAAAUUUACCACUUGGGUUCAUUGUAAAUCGACAUUGUGGGUAAAAUGUGUGUAUUUUGCUGACAGUACACAGUUUAAUAUAUAUUUGGUAUAAAUUAUCUUAUAAAGAUGUUAACUUCAGCUUGAACCUAUAAAGGUAACGUUAUUAAGGUCUAUUUUCACACAUCAGUAUCUUGUUAUGUCCGGAAUAUAAAAAACCGUCUAUCACACUAGUCCUGUUGAAAUGUCUCAUAGUGGGAAAACUGAGCUAACUUUUUUAGUGUCACUUGUCCCAUUUGACUACUGGGACACUUGUCCUACCCCACUAUGCCCUGGACAGCUCAAUGGAACUAGUGGGACAGACGAAAUAAAGCAAAUAUCAUGGCAUACUUUAUAUAUGGAUCCGAUCACACACGUCUGUAUCAGCGCCGAUCACUUUUCUGUACGUAAUAUAUCCAAAAAGUAACGAUAUUUUUAAGCUAUUGACGAGCUCCGGAUAUGACUUUGAUAUGUAAGGAUAGACCCAAAAAAGAAAGUGGUAAAAUUUCAAUAAUUGUUUACUGUCUUUCUGAAAAUGACAGUCCAUUUUGUGCCACUCCAGUAUAACAAUUGGGUUUUCGAAUAAAAUUUGUACCUCUGCCAUUUCUUAAACCUAUCUCUGAAGUGUAUAUUUUUUAGUUUAAUUUAACUCUUGUCUGUAACAUACUAACUUAUUAACAUGUAUGUAUAUUAAAGAACAUUUCUAAUAUAUAUCCUUUAGUUAUAUAAUUGUUACAUACGUUAGUGUAAGCAAUAAGCGCGUUCGCGUCACCUUGUAUGUUGUAUGAUAAGUUGUUGAUGCUACAGAAGUCACUUACAAUAGUUUUAUUUAAAUAAAAAAAACAAUGAAAAUGUAUUUAUUUAUUAAAUAUGAAUUAACAUUCAUGAUGA